Messenger RNA from Lactuca saligna, 1163 nucleotides. Lineage: Eukaryota; Viridiplantae; Streptophyta; Magnoliopsida; Asterales; Asteraceae. The record is from the annotation of a GenBank genome assembly.
AUGUGGGAGAAAUCAAGAAACAAUUCCAUUUCUGUUGGGGAUCCAACUGAAAACCGUAAAAGAAAACAUGAUUCAACCGAACCAUUAAACCAAACCGAAGUACAAAAACGACCAAAGCGUGACGUGAGACGUCCCUCUUCAUUGCAUGAUUUUUACGUAGAGCCUUCCCGAAAACUAACCCGUAAACGCAAACCCCCUAAAAUUAGAAAAAGUGGAGUUUGCAAGAUCAAUGCAAGUGGUAAUAACUUCAAUGAAGAUAUAUGCGACGUAUGUGGUGGUGGUGAUGGUGAACUAGUUGGUUGCCAUGGUUGCGCUGCAAGAUUCCAUUUGAGUUGCCUUCAAAUCCAAAAUUUACCUUCCGAACUAUGGUACUGUAUCUACUGUUCUUGCAAAUUUUGUGGAGAUGGGGCACACAUUUGCUGGAAUUGUGAUUGGAUAUUGUCAUGUUCCUUAUGUGACGACAGAUUCCAUAAAACGUGCGGAGACAGGAACGGUGCAAAAAUAGAGUCUGAUGAUCUAGCUUUAUGUGGAAAGACAUGUCAUGAGAUUUAUGAGGCUCUUCAGGCCAUACUUGGAGUAAAAAUUGAAGUCGGUGAAGGAUUUUCCGUCAGACUUCUCAAGCACGUUGAUGCGAGCGAGGAUCUUGAAACUGAUGCCAUAAAGAUCAAAUGCAAUAGCAAACUGGCUGUUGCACUUUCGGUUAUGAAGGAAUGUUUCCUUCCGGUUAUUGACCGCAGAACUAGAGUUGACAUGAUCCCUAAUUUGGUAUACAACUGCGGGUCAAACUACAAACCACUGAAUCAUGGUGGUUUCUUCACUGCAGUCAUGGAGAAGGAUGAUGAAGUGAUAUCCGUAGCAUCGAUAAGGGUUCAUGGGAAGAAGCUUGCAGAAAUGCCUUUUAUCGGCACACGUAAAAUCUAUAGGCGGCAAGGAAUGUGUCGCCGCCUACUAAAUUGGGUUCAAUACGAACUUAUAUGCUUCAGAAACAUAUUCCCCCAAAACCAGUCCACCAAUAGGAAGCUUGGAAGAGUUACAGGAAAGCUUUGUAAAGCUGUACAAGUUACUUUAUUUCAAGUGGAGACUACACAAUCCAUUCAUGACGGUAAAUAACUGUAUUUUUAUAGAUUUUACCGGUUAUAAAUGAAUCUUUUUAUAAGUUUGAC